Molecule: messenger RNA, 1104 nt
Organism: Manihot esculenta (cassava)
Lineage: Eukaryota; Viridiplantae; Streptophyta; Magnoliopsida; Malpighiales; Euphorbiaceae
Product: eukaryotic translation initiation factor 6-2
Exons: 8
Coding region: 151-888 (245 amino acids)
Biological process (GO): ribosomal subunit export from nucleus; maturation of LSU-rRNA; assembly of large subunit precursor of preribosome
Cellular component (GO): nucleolus; cytosol; preribosome, large subunit precursor
Molecular function (GO): ribosomal large subunit binding
Source: RefSeq, a predicted model, not a curated record
UUUGAUAUGAACUGAUUAUAAAACCCUAUUCGGCAAAAUAUCUAUGUAAAUUAUUAUUCCAACCAUAAUCAAAGGAGGUUCUCGCUAGCCCUUAUCCUUCUCUCUCUCUCUACAGCCGACAAGGAGGAUUAUCUCAGAUUCCUUCCGAUCAUGGCGACUAGGCUUAUGUUUGAGAACUCAUGUGAAGUUGGAGUAUUUUCCAAGCUCACCAAUGCUUAUUGCUUGGUUGCCAUUGGAGGCUCUGAAAGCUUCUAUAGCACAUUCGAAGCUGAGUUAGCGGACGUUAUUCCUGUAGUUAAAACUUCCAUUGGGGGAACUAGGAUUAUUGGCCGUCUUUGCGCUGGAAACAAAAAUGGGCUUCUCUUGCCCCACACCACCACCGACCAAGAACUUCAACAUUUGAGGAACAGUCUACCUGAUAAUGUUGUGGUUCAGCGCAUUGAGGAGAGAUUAUCUGCCUUGGGAAAUUGUAUAGCCUGCAAUGACCAUGUUGCUCUGACACAUACAGAUCUUGACAGGGAAACAGAGGAAAUGAUUGCAGAUGUUCUUGGUGUAGAAGUUUUUAGGCAGACAAUUGCUGGUAAUAUUCUUGUGGGCAGCUACUGUACCUUGUCUAAUAGAGGUGGCUUGGUUCAUCCUCAUACCUCCAUUGAAGACCUGGAUGAACUUUCUACCCUCCUUCAGGUGCCUUUGGUGGCUGGGACUGUAAACCGUGGCAGUGAAGUGAUAGCUGCUGGCAUGACUGUGAAUGACUGGACAGCAUUCUGUGGGUCAGAUACUACAGCUACUGAGCUCUCUGUAAUUGAGAGUGUUUUCAAGCUGAGGGAAGCUCAGCCUAGUGCCAUAGUUGAAGAAAUGAGGAAAUCAUUAAUUGACAGCUAUGUGUAAGCCAUUAAUGUUGUUCUGUUGUGCAAGGUAUGAAUGGUACCUGAUGUUAUCUUAUAAUGCUGAAGAGAUCAAUAUUUCUCUAUAUGUGUUUGAUUAUUUGGUGAUAACAUGUUAUAUCCUGAACUGAAAAAGGAUCAAGUUUUGAAAUUGAUUGGUUCUGUAAUAGGUAUUCAAUUUCAUGCUAUGCUUGAAAUCAGAUUUAAUGGGGUUGGAUGA